Molecule: messenger RNA, 1459 nt
Organism: Myxocyprinus asiaticus (Chinese sucker)
Lineage: Eukaryota; Metazoa; Chordata; Actinopteri; Cypriniformes; Catostomidae
Product: GTPase IMAP family member 9-like
Exons: 4
Coding region: 1-762 (253 amino acids)
Molecular function (GO): GTP binding
Source: RefSeq, a predicted model, not a curated record
AUGACGGGGGCAAAAGAGCAUGCUGGGGAACGGGAGGUCCGCAGAGAUUUACCUGGCGAGGCCGCACCCAUUGGAGUCCCAAAAUCGCCUCCAGCGCCAGCCGGGUCUCUGUCAGUCGUGCUCCCUGCUUUGUGGAUGUCAGUCAGUUCCCCUGUUCCAGCCCAGCCAGUCAAUGUGUUUGUCACCAUGGACUGUGUUUUAUCCCCCACCCCACUACCUGGACCCGCCUAUCUGAGGAUUGUGCUGCUGGGAAAGACAGGAACAGGAAAGAGUGCAACAGGAAACACCAUCCUGGGAAGAUACAUAUUUGAACCUGUGUUGCUCACUAAAUCCUGUGAAGCAUUCAGUAAAGUGCAAGCUGACAGGACCAUCUCAAUCAUCGAUACUCCAGGGGUGUUUGAUACAUCAAAGCUUGAAGAGCAGGUAAAGGCUGAAAUAGUGAAGUGUGUCUGCAUGUCUGCUCCUGGUCCUCAUGCAUUCCUGUUAGUGGUCAGAGCGGAUGUGAGAUUCACUGAUGAAGAGAAGAACACAGUGAAAUGGAUUCUGGAGAACUUUGGAAAAGAUGCUGUAAACUACACCAUCAUGCUGUUCACUCAUGCCGAACAGCUGGGGGAUAGAGAUUUUUCUGUCUUUCUUAGAGAAAGUGAAAAUCUCCAGUCACUGGUUAACAGCUGUGGUGGCAGAUAUCACUUAUUCAACAAUGUGGACAAAGAUAAUCAAGAUCAGGUCACAGAAUUGCUGACAAAAAUUGACAAAAUGUAGGACCGCACUACACCAAUGAUAUGUAUAAAGAAGCCCAGAAAAUUCUGGAGUGGGAGAAUAUAAAACAAAAAGCAACAAACGUUGGAAAAAUUGCACUAGUUGCAUUAGGAGGAGCAGCGGCAGGAGUUGUAGCAUUUGUAGCAGCAGGAGGAGCAGGAGCAACUGCAGUAGUAGGAGCAACAGCUACUUAUACUGUAUUAAAUUAGAAGUAAGUAAAGCAGCAAUGAAAAUGAUAAGAAAAGCAGAAGCAUUGGCAGUAAGGAAAAAGCUAGAGAUGACUGAUUAGCAGUCUUGGGGCCCUAUUUUUGUAAGGUUCAGGGCUACAGUACGUGCUACAGCUAUCUGGUAUAUCUAAUCCAAUUAUAUGUGGGUUUAUACACACAAAAUGACAUUGACAGAUAUAAAAUAAUAAUAAAUAUCCAAUUCACAUAUCACAAUCAAUAACAUAUAUUGACCCUUCUAUUAUGUUUAAAAAUAAUGACAGCUGUGAUGUUCGGGUCAAAAAUGAACCGUAUAGAUUCAGAAGAUUUUCAGUAGAUUUUGUCUAUUAUUUAUUGCAGGAAAAUUGGCACUGCCUUACCUACACGUUGUCACACUAAACACAGGCUUAUAUAGGAGAUUUGUAACUGGAAAGAGUGCCACCUAUAUAUCAAUUGUGGUACUACUCGGGUACAGAAGAUUCACAGUAAAUCCUUAG